CUGCCCUGUCUCCAUAAAUACUUGGUCCCUGGGCAUGGAUCAUGGAGAGGGCCAGGAGGAAGUCGCAGAGCCUGCAGCAUCUCUUCUACCCUCCUUGACAUCUCUCCUUCGACGCUCCACAGCUCUAGUCAGACUUGUAGGUCCACAUCCCUACGCUUCGUCUUCCAAGAGGCACCCGACCCCCUGCUGCCCUUCUCCAGCCCCUGUGGCCAGCGCUCGGCGGGCACCCGCGCCCUGAGGCUGCCGCACAGUGCUCGUCGAGCAUCCUCGCGGAGGUCAUUUCGGUCCCUCUUCCGCCUUCUUCAUCCCACCUGCGGGUCCUCUUUGCGUCUCCUUCCCAGAAGCGUCACUCCAAACCCAGCUGGCGCCACUUUAGCCAGCUUGCCCUUCACGGUCCGCGCGCCCUCCUAUGCUCCGGACCUUCCAGACCACUAUGAGCUCUCCCAUCAGCAAGAGCCGCUCCCUGGUUGCCUUCUUCCAGCAGUUUUGCAGCACUGGGCAGCCCCCUAGACCCGUGACAUCGACGGCGUGCGCGCCCCCUCGGCCGCAGGAGGUGCCCGUCUGCCCACUGAUGGAACGUGGCGAGGCGCAGAACUUGGCAGCCCUGCCGGGCCCCACCAACUGGCCACUGCUGGGCAGUCUGCUGGAGAUCCUUUGGAAAGGGGGGCUGAAGAAACAGCACGACACGCUGGCGGAGUACCACAAAAAGUUUGGCAAGAUUUUCCGGAUGAAGUUGGGUUCCUUCGACUCGGUGCACCUGGGCUCGCCCUGCCUGCUGGAAGCGCUGUACCGCACGGAGAGCGCGUACCCCAAGCGGCUGGAGAUCAAACCCUGGAAGGCCUAUCGCGACUAUCGCCAGGAAGGCUACGGGCUGCUCAUCCUGGAAGGAAAAGACUGGCAGAGGGUCCGGAAUGCCUUUCAAAAGAAACUCAUGAAACCAGUGGAAAUUAUGAAGCUGGACAACAAAAUCAAUGAGGUCAUGGCAGAUUUCAUGGGUAGAAUGGAUGAGCUAUGCAACGAGAGAGGCCACAUCGAAGACUUAUACGGCGAACUGAACAAAUGGUCGUUUGAAAGCAUCUGCCUUGUGCUCUAUGAGAAGAGAUUUGGGCUCCUUCAGAAGGACGCGGGGGACGAAGCUUUGGAAUUCAUCAAGGCCAUCAAAACAAUGAUGAGCACGUUCGGGAAGAUGAUGGUCACCCCUGUCGAGCUGCACAGGAGCCUCAACACCAAGGUCUGGCAGGCCCACACGCUGGCCUGGGACACCAUUUUCAAGUCAGUCAAAUCCUGUAUUGACCAGCGGUUAGAGAAGCACUCGGAGCAGCCCGGCAGGGACUUCCUCUGUGACAUUUACCACCGCAACCAACUUUCAAAGAAAGAGCUGUACGCCGCAGUCACGGAGCUGCAGCUGGCUGCGGUGGAGACGACCGCGAACAGCUUAAUGUGGAUUCUCUACAAUCUAUCCCGCAAUCGCCACGUGCAACAAAAGCUUCUUAAGGAAAUCCACAGUGUGUUGCCUGUGAGGCAGAUGCCACAGGCGGCGGAUGUGAGGAAGAUGCCAUAUUUAAAGGCCUGUCUGAAAGAAUCCAUGAGACUCACCCCGAGUGUGCCAUUCACAACUAGGACCCUUGACAAGGCAACGGUUCUGGGCGAAUAUGCUUUACCCAAAGGGACAGUGCUGAUGCUAAAUACCCAGGUGUUGGGGUCCAAUGAAGAACACUUUGAGGAUCCGAGUCAAUUUCGACCCGAUCGAUGGCUUCAAGAGAAAAAGAAGAUCAAUCCUUUCGCACACCUGCCGUUCGGCAUUGGGAAGAGGAUGUGCCUCGGUCGCCGGUUAGCUGAGCUUCAGCUGCACUUGGCUCUAUGCUGGGUAAGACCCCGGCUGGCUUUCUGUGCUUGCAUUCGGUGCUUUCCUACAAGGCAGGAGAAGAGGGCUAACUCUGCCCUUUUCUGUGUACGGUGUGUGUUCCAGAUCGUCCGCAAAUAUGACAUCGUGGCCACGGACCUCGAGCCGGUAGAGAUGCUGCAUUUGGGCAUCCUGGUGCCCAGCCGGGAGCUCCCCAUUGCUUUCCGCCAGCGAUGAGAGGCUGCAGGUGUUCCAGGAGCUGCCCCUUCCAUGGAUAAUGGCACUUAAGAAAGUAUCUGUCUCAGGGAAGUGGAUGAAGUGUUGUCUUCCAGGUCGAGUGCUGGCUUCCACUUGACCAAGGUCAACACCAUCCGGACUUACAGGGACUUGCCUGUGAUCUUGUCCCCUCCUGCAUUUUCCAUGAUGUGAUAGAAAGGCUGGGCACCUGUGGGUCAGGUACAAGUCACUGAACGUUUCUGUCCCUGCCCAGCCAAAUCCUCCACUUGAACCUUUACUCCCAUGGUGUUAGGUUACAGAAUCACAAUAAAAAAAACUACUAUAGCCAAAUUGUCUGGGGCUCAGGGUAAUAUUGACAAUCCAUUUAUUAUAACUGCUUAAUGUAAGGUUUGGAAAAACAUUUUAUAAUAUAAAAAACAUUAAUAAUGUAAGCCAAGCUACAUGUUCCUGGGCCGCUGCACUUUGAAAUGGGAGCAUCACUGGGAAGUUAGAGAAUACCUCUAUUAGCAGUAGGUUAAUAAAGUCAAAACUUCUUAUAUAAAAAGACCUUAAUGAUUUACUAUGGCAUCGUUUGGUUAAAGGGUCCUGAAAUUCUUCACUCGGUUAAUGUAUUUCCUCUAUGGCAUUAAGGAGUUGGAUCAAUAGUUUUAAAUUGUAUGUGUAUGCAUGUAUUCUAAUAGCACUUUGUUUAAGUCAUAUUUUAAAAUAUAUGGUAUUUCAUUUAGGAUCUGUGGUUUGAGACAAUGUUAUAAUGUUCAGCCAGAGCUUAAAAAUAUGUAGUAACUUCCCAUGGCUUAAUUUUGCAUCUAUAGAAUGGGGCAGUAGCAAAGUGCAUGUAUGUUAUAGAUUAAUUCUAUCUGGGGGAGGCAAAGGUAGGUUUACAGUUGCUCAAAUAAAUAAUUAAUAAAAACGAACCCAAGGAUAGACCCUGUGUUUCAUAUACAACUGUAAACCUACUUUUGCCCACCCCUGUAUAAUUAGUCUUAUUAAGACUGAUUAUAAACUUCAUCAGGAUGUCCCUCACGGAUGAGGGACAUUUAAAAAGUUUAAAUUGUCCCUUGAUUAAGGCGAUUUAAACUUUUUGGGCAAAUAUGAUUUCAUAAAUGGGAAAUGCAUAGAGAUUUAUGCAAUGCUUAUAAAACUGUUUUUAAAAAUUGUGUUUACAUAUGGUUUAUUUACACAUAUUUUUACUACCACUUUUUUUAAAAGCAUACUAUAUACUUCUGUAAUUUGAUAAAGAUUUCCCUUUUCAGGUUAUAUUUUUAGAAUAGUUCAGGAGUGUACAUUUGUAUCUUUAUAUUUGAAUACAUAUGUACAGUUUGCUAAAAUAGGUAUAUGCUUCCUCCUUGCUGUGAAAUUAUUU
Artibeus jamaicensis (Jamaican fruit-eating bat) is the source of this 3443-nucleotide messenger RNA. RefSeq names its product 1,25-dihydroxyvitamin D(3) 24-hydroxylase, mitochondrial. The record is from RefSeq and is a predicted model, not a curated record. Gene Ontology annotation, molecular function: oxidoreductase activity, acting on paired donors, with incorporation or reduction of molecular oxygen; iron ion binding; heme binding. Gene Ontology annotation, biological process: glucocorticoid biosynthetic process; cellular response to peptide hormone stimulus; cholesterol metabolic process. The transcript has 11 exons. Gene Ontology annotation, cellular component: mitochondrial inner membrane. NCBI's taxonomy places the organism in Eukaryota, Metazoa, Chordata, Mammalia, Chiroptera, Phyllostomidae. Bases 410 to 2080 code for a protein of 556 amino acids.